Molecule: messenger RNA, 2206 nt
Organism: Cryptococcus deneoformans JEC21
Lineage: Eukaryota; Fungi; Basidiomycota; Tremellomycetes; Tremellales; Cryptococcaceae
Product: expressed protein
Exons: 9
Coding region: 131-2170 (679 amino acids)
Biological process (GO): positive regulation of transcription by RNA polymerase II
Cellular component (GO): nucleus
Molecular function (GO): transcription cis-regulatory region binding; DNA-binding transcription factor activity, RNA polymerase II-specific; zinc ion binding
Source: RefSeq, a predicted model, not a curated record
UUUCUCUCCUGCGUCGGUUGGCAACUACAGCGACCGUACCACAAUCACAAUCAGACUCAUCACCAAGGGAUACCUGUUUGCUCCGACCAUCAGACCUACCCGACUACCCAUCAAGCUUCAUAAGGUCGUCAUGAGUGGCUCUACCUCCUCAGCGCCCAAGACCGCUGGUAAGGCCAGAACCAAACAAGGAUCUCUUCUAGCAGCUGUUCAACUAGUUCCAGAUGGUGAUAAACCAUAUCGUCGCUCCAGGACGGGCUGUUUGACAUGCCGUAAAAGAAAGAAGAAAUGUCCGGAGCAGUACGAUGACAAUUCGUGCUUGAGAUGUAAGGCUGGAGGAUGGAAAUGCAUACGAGAAGAAGACGUUUCCGGCGGAUCGAGUAGGAGCCAAAUGACUGACUCGUCUCCUAAAGCUCGAGGCUCGCCAGCGACUCAGCAAAGGCAGCAGCAACAGCAGCUACAGGCACAUCAGCAUCAAAUACAACACCAUCAAGUCGCAGGAACGGGGCCGUCGCAAUUCCACCAACUCCACGAUGAGGUGCGGUCUCCUUCGGACGGAGCCAGCAGUGAACAGUCAACCGCCGCCGCAGCGACUGAAGCAUACCACAACAUGGAUGAAAACUCUCUGUCGAUGGCAGCGCAUGGUGCUCCUACCAAUCCUGACAACCUGGUUGGCAAUUAUCGCUCGAAUUUUUUGCCUGACGACAUAUGGAUGGACCAACCAUUGGAUGCAAUCCUCAGCGCCACUGCACCGACAUUUGACAUCUCUUUCUAUGGGUCCCUUGGUGACCCUAGUGCUCCAGAUCCUUUCCAUUUCACUCCUGCUCUUGACUUUGAUAUGGUCAACAACGGCUCUGGUAGUGGCCAUCGAGAUCCAACACUUUUCGACAACCUUCCGAGUGAACUUACACUAGAGCAUAUAUCAUCUGAAGAAGAGUUGUUGUACGACUUUUAUAACAGAUACGUCCUCCCUGCCUGGUCUCUCACUUAUCCCAGCAAAACACGCAAAGCCGUCAUUGCUCGCUAUUACGAAGUCACUAAUGCUCAUCGAGUGACCCAGCUCUGUAGAUUGGCCGUUGCUGCUGUCUACAUCACCCACCUUCGUCGAAGAGCUUCUUAUCAAGCUGGCUGGGUAGGGCACAGUGGGUUACCAAUGGAUUAUGUGCCAGAGAAGUACUUGUCACUGAAAGUGGAUGCGGAGGAGAUGGUGCGGGAGGCAAUGUUACUUGUGAGAUCACCCAAGGAUCUCAAUAUCACGAUGGAGGCUCACUUCUGGGCGCUGUCUGAUCUUCACAUGGCUGUUGGCUCAUUUUGCGAUUCAUCAAAAGCGUAUGCUAUCAUGGAUCUUGCCGAAGGACUGCUCGCUCUCACGUAUGGGCUACACCCCGAAGUUGAUUUCCUUUCUCUUAACAGCUAUAUCCCAUUCUAUCUCCGAGCAUUUGCCAUGAUCGACUUGAAUCGCAGUAUCUGUCAACGUCGUCGCACAUUCUUUGCGUUUCUGGAAACUCCGCAAAUGGGAGCGAGUGGUUUUCUGAAUGACGGCUCACAUGAUCAGUGGUUUGGCCUCCCAGCUGGCCUUGCUGUCUCUUUUGCUUCACUAAGCAACCUUGUUGCUCACAUACGUGAUCCAUCGUGCACUCUGUCUCCUAACGACAUAUCUUCCGCCUCGAAAAGAAUUGAAGCCAAUUUCAAAGCGUACCAAUCGCCAUUCGCGGUGCAUGACAUUUCUUUUGAUCGUCAUCCUAUUGCAUGGGCAGCCGAACUAUCAGUUGAAACAGAAAUCUGGCGACAUCUAGGGUUACUAUUGUUGUGGCGAUUGGUGGAUCAACAAUCAGUUUUAUCAACACCAAUGAGAGACACAGUUCACCUAGUUAUCAAUCUCCUCAAAUCGUUACAAUACGUUUCUACCCCUCGAGUGGAGAGUGAGAACAAUGUCAUUGACUUUUGGUCACUGAAUUAUACCACGCCAGCCUUUCUGAUUGGUACUCUACUCGUGGAUAGAGAUGAUCGUGCGUUUUGUAAGAGGUUCUUGGAGAGGCUGGGAGGAGAGAAGAAUCUUGAGGAUAUGAUUGUAGCAUUGGAAACUACAUGGGCAGCCACGGAUCGUUCGGGCCAAGUAGCAGAUUGGUUUGAAGAGUGCACCCGCUUGGAUCUGGCAGUGACUUUUUUCUGAGACUUAAAUAAUGAAAUAUGACAUAUUAUUGUAUCA